Molecule: messenger RNA, 819 nt
Organism: Pleurotus ostreatus (oyster mushroom)
Lineage: Eukaryota; Fungi; Basidiomycota; Agaricomycetes; Agaricales; Pleurotaceae
Exons: 7
Coding region: 1-819 (272 amino acids)
Biological process (GO): secondary metabolic process
Molecular function (GO): CoA-ligase activity
Source: RefSeq, a predicted model, not a curated record
AUGUUUGACACCACAUCUGAUCAGGAUCCAGCGGUCAGAAAGUAUGACCUUCGCAGCGUUAGGCAUGUCUUGUGUGGUGCCGCACCACUCUCCCCCGAAAUGAGUUCGUUGCUGUUAGACCUCUUCCCGGAAGCGCAGGUGGGGCAAAUAUACGGAUUGACGGAAACGGCUACCACAAUAUCUAUGCUACCUGCCCGACAAGCUCGAGGUCCGCUUGGAAGUGUCGGGCAGCUUUUACCAGGUGUCCGCGCCAAAGUUGUGAAAGACGACGGAUCUUUGGCUGCCGCCGGUGAACCCGGCGAGCUUUACGUCUCUAGCCCUUCUCUUGCCUUGGGGUACCACAAUGACGAUGCCGCGACUAGAGACGUCUUUAUUAACGAAUGGGUCAAGACCGGCGACCAGGUCCUCAUUUCCCCCGAAGGCGAAUUAUACAUUCUCGACAGAAUAAAAGAGAUGAUUAAAGUUAAGGCGUUUCAGGUCGCGCCCGCUGAGCUAGAGGGAUGUCUUCUAGAGCAUCCGGAUGUUCUUGAUUGUGCUGUUGUAGGCACACCAGAUGCCUACAGCGGGGAGGUGCCUUUUGCAUACGUCGUGCUUACAGCCGAUGCUCGCCAGCGGCUGAAAGAAGAUGCAUCUGAAUUUGGGAGUAAAGUCAGGUCGUCUAUUAUGGCCCACGUAGCUGCCCGUAAAAGCCGCUACAAGCAGAUUCGUUAUGUAGAGUUCCUAGACGCUAUACCCAAGACGCCCAGUGGAAAGAUUCUGCGCCGGAAGCUAAGAUCCAGGUUACACCGGUGCUUUCUACUACCGAACGCAAAAUUGUAA